This is a messenger RNA of Centruroides sculpturatus (bark scorpion), 3467 nucleotides long. RefSeq names its product coronin-6-like. The transcript has 11 exons. Gene Ontology annotation, molecular function: actin filament binding. Lineage: Eukaryota; Metazoa; Arthropoda; Arachnida; Scorpiones; Buthidae. Gene Ontology annotation, biological process: actin filament organization. The record is from RefSeq and is a predicted model, not a curated record. Bases 641 to 2194 code for a protein of 517 amino acids.
CACCGUUGUAGGAUUUUCGGAUGAAGUCGGAUGCUGAAAGUUAUCAUCUUCGAAAUAAACUAUAUUGGCACUGCGUAAAAAACUUUUUUUUUUUUCGCUAUAGUUAAUGAAAGUGCCGACUGGAUAAUGUUAGACGUGGUUAUAUCUUUUUAGUGCGAAUAAACUAAAAAUAUAUAAAUGAAAAAUGUGCCUAUAUUCGUUUUGAUUUAAGUAGUGACUGCAAAGAUGUAACUACUUUUAUAUCGCAUACUUCUGAAUUUAGCGAUCUAAAUUUUCGUCCGUUUACUACUGAUAAGUGUCACUCUUAAUAGCUGUAUCUAUUAAUUCUCUCUGGAGUUGUGUCAAAAGCAUCCUUAGGGCAAACGUGCUUUUCUAAAACUAUAUUUUAUUUUCUACAUUUUCAAGUAUUGUUUGAAAAAUCAACUUUUAUCUGCUGUGUGAUGAUUAUAAGGAACUUGUUAGUAGCACAAAGUUACCAUGUGUCAUCUGGGAUGAUUGUGUUUGAGAAUAAGAGAAAUUUAAUAUAAAAUAAUCUUCAAAAUGUAAAUUACAUUGCACAGAAAAUGUAUUCAUCAAAAAAGAAUCUGAAACUAAAUGAAAAAAAUAUGAUUUUUUUCAGUGGCAUUAGAAAAAAAAAUCUAUGAAAGAUUUAACCAAAUGCAUUAACCAAAUAGAUUUAUUGAGGAUGUCAUUUCGAAUUGUAAGAAAUAGUAAAUUUCGCCAUGUAUUUGGCCAACCUUUGAAACGUGAACAAUGUUAUGACAAUAUCAGAAUAACUAAAAACUCAUGGGAUUCCAAUUUUUGUGCCCUGAAUCCAAAGUUCAUGGCAAUUAUAAUUGAAGCAGCUGGUGGUGGUGCAUUUCUAGUCUUACCAUUGCAGAAAACAGGAAGAAUAGAUGUUAGCUAUCCAUUAGUUGCUGGUCAUAGAGGACCUGUAUUAGAUAUUGCUUGGUGUCCCUUUAAUGAUAAUGUUAUUGCAAGUGGAUCUGAAGAUGGAAUUGUUAGAGUUUGGCAAAUUCCAGAUGGAGGAUUGGUACGACCACUUGUUGAUCCAGUUGUAGAAUUAAUAGCCCAUCAAAGAAGAGCAGGCUUGGUUCUAUGGCAUCCAUCAGCUAAUAAUGUUCUUUUAAGUGCAGGAGCUGAUUGCAAGAUUUAUAUUUGGAAUGUUGGAACAGGAGAAAUAUUAUCUCAAAUUGAUCAUCCAGAUAUUAUAUUUUCUUGUUGCUGGAAUUGGGAAGGAAGUCGAUUAGUAACAACUUGUAAAGAUAAAAAAAUUAGAAUUUAUAAUCCACGAUCUGGUGAAUUAGAAGUUGAAGGAUAUGGACAUGAAGGAGCUAAGCCACAACGUGCUAUUUAUUUGAGAAAUGGAUUAAUAUUUACUACAGGAUUUUCUCGAAUGAGUGAAAGACAAUAUGCAUUACGUAGUGAAGCUGCCUUGAGUGAGCCAAUAGUCUUAGAAGAAUUAGAUACAAGUAAUGGAGUAUUAUUUCCGUUUUAUGAUCCAGAUGUACAGCUUCUGUAUUUAUGUGCUAAAGGAGAUUCCAACGUAAGAUAUUUUGAAUUUACCGAAGAACCACCUUUUAUACAUUACAUUAGUACUUACCAAUCAACAGAACCUCAGAGAGGAAUGGGUAUGAUGCCAAAACGUGGUUGUGAUUUACAUCAGUGUGAAAUUGCAAGAUUUUAUAAACUUCAUUCUCGUGGCUUCAUUGAAGUCAUAAGUUUUACUGUACCAAGAAAGUCUGAACUUUUCCAAGAUGAUUUAUAUCCAGAUACAUUAGCAGAUACACCAGCAAUUUCAGCAGAAGAAUGGAUUGGUGGAAAAGAUGCAGAGCCUGUUUUAAUGUCACUGAGGGAGGGAUAUGCUGCUAGUACUGCAAAAAAAGAAUUAACUGUUGUUAAGAAGCCAAAUAUGUUAAACAAAAUGCCAGUGAGGUCUGCAUCUGCAACACAAAUACCAACAACAGCACAUGAUGAAGAAAUGACUAAAAAGAUGGAAGAUCUAGUUGUUGAAAUGCACAAGUUGAAAUCUAUUUUACUUAAACAUGAAAAUCGUAUAAAAGAACUAGAGAAAAGACUUCUAGGAGAACAAGUUAAAUUGCCAAUUCCUCCAGCAGAAGCUCCUGCCAUACAAGUAACCGAAUCGAAUGCUAAUAAUCACAUUGGGCAAGAACUCAUGCCUGACGAGGUGUAAAUAAUGCCUUUAUCCAAUUGUAUAAAUAAAAAUUAUUUUGUACAGUCGUCAUAAUCAAAUUGAUAAGAUUGUUGAAGUGAUUCAAAUGUGAUGAUAUUUCAGGGAAUGAGACUUAAUUUUGUUCAUACAUUAUGUAGCAAAAGUAGAUUCAACAGUCUAUUGGCAAUUUAUAUAGAUCAUAGUGAUCUACGAAAGUAAUUUUAGUAAUAUUUUUAAAACACUAAUUAUUGUUUGAUGAAUAACAAAUUUAAAUUGCAAGAACUUUUCUUGCUUUUAUUGAAAACUGUUACAAUUUAAAUUUUAAAAGUCCUUUAUACCAGUGGUUCUCAAACUUCGUAUUUGCUCUGCUUUUUUGCAGAUGAUCAUGUUUUUAUCUUUUUUUCUGAUUAAAACAUAUUAAUCUUUUUCAUUAAUAUUAUUUAUGCUCUUAUGAGAGAAUAAUUUCUGUGUAGGAAAUAUUGAAAAAUUAUGAAUCUAAUUUACUGUUUUAACAAUUUCCAAAUAAACUAAAUGCUCUAAGUGUGUAUGUUAAAAGAUAAGUACUCUAUAUUCAACAAUACAAACAGUAAUCAAAACUUAAUAUUCAAAAAAACAACAAAAUCUAAAUUUUUUAAAAUGAAUUAAUUGUGCUGUUCCUUUAUAUGAAGAUUCUCAUUGAUAUCUAUGAAACUGAUAUUUAAAUUAAGCUGAAUUGAAUACUUUUUCCUUAUGUUGUUCAGCUUUUCCUAAGACUAUAUUUUGCAUUUCUCCAAGAAGUUUGUCUCAAUUUGGAACCACUGCUUCAUACCAAAUAAUUAUCUAGUCUCAUUUACUUUUUCAGUUUGAAAUAAUGAUUAUAUAUUUUUUCCUGUUUUGUAAAGAGUAAUUUUAUAAUUUUUAUUUAAAAUGAAUAUACUUAGUUUUUUAUGCAAUUCACAAAGGAAAUAAUUUAUGUAAUAAUAACAAUUUUAAUAAUCACACUUUUUAUAGAGUAGUGUUUGAUGUUGACUUAUCAGAUUGCUUUUAUAACAUUUAUUUAGUGUUUUAAUCCUUUUUAAAAAAACAAAAUUGCUAUUCUGUAUUUAUUUCUUUAUAUGGAACUUUUAUUUAUCAGUAACUAGCAUGAUUGAAUGGAUAUUUUUUAUGCUAUGCAAUAUUUCCUUCCACUUUACUGUUUGUGCCUUAAGUAAUAUAACUGUUUAAAAUUGAUAAAUAAAAAUAUUUUGCAUUGUUUGUUUGCACAUACUUGUUAUAAAGAAUAUCAAUAUUGAAAAUAUUUUAUAUUAUGAUCAUA